AUGGCACAGAAAAUAACGCUGAUCACGGGAUGUUCAUCGGGGAUUGGUCUCAAUCUGGCAGUCAAACUGGGAAAGGACGCCGCGAAAAAGUAUUUGGUUUAUUCGACCAUGAGAAACCUUGGGAAGAAAGGGCCUCUUCAGGAAGCGGCGGAUAGCGCCCUCAACGACACGAUUUUGAUUCGUCCUCUUGACGUCAAAAGCGAUGACUCGGUGAAAAAUGCUGUCAGCGAAAUCAUCAACGAACAUGGUCGAAUCGACAUUGUUGUUAACAACGCUGGUAUAGCUUCAUUCAACCCAAUCGAGUAUUCCCCUAUGCAUGACAUUCGAGAUGUGUUGGAGACAAACUUCUUUGGACCGGUUAGGGUUAUACGAGCAGUUCUACCUUACAUGAAAGAACAACGUUCGGGACAUGUCAUCAACGUUACUUCCGUUGCAGGGGUCGCUGGUUAUCCAUUUUAUGAGACGUACUGUGCUUCUAAACAUGCCAUGGAGGGGCUUACUGAGUCGCUGGCCAUUAGGAUGAAAUCAUUUGACGUAAAACUUUCAAGCAUAUUACCUGGUCCAGUCGAUACAAACAUCAAUGAUAAUAUUGUGGAAUGGAAUAGACUGCCUGCGAAAGGAGAGGUUGAUCAAGUUACACAAAAACAACUCGAAAUUUUGAGAAUUCAUGCGAGGGAUCAUUUCGACAAUAUGGCCCAGACCUCGGACGAAAUAUGUGACGUCAUCUGUAACGUCAUCGAAACGGACGCUCCCAACAAACCGAUCAGGUUUAAAACCGGCGAAUUUGUUGAUUCCAGGGUGUCAAAGAAACUUGUUGAUUUUGGUGGGAACACGUGGGUUGAAUUCGCUCGGAAACUGAUCGAGGAACCGAUGGACCUCACAAAAUCCGAAAAGUGAGAAGGUGCAGGUCUAAAGACUAACUCGUACAUAUCUGCGCUUGUCCAGUAAGCUGUGAAUCAGCAGAGUGAUUCUAAGAACGCCCGUUUGGAUACAUUAAUUUGAAAAAAUGGAAAUGUGGUCGAUUUACAGUCGAAGUGUUGGGGAGGGGGUACGGGAGUGGGUCCCUCUAGAGGUGAACCUUUUGUUUUUGCGAGAAAGAAAUAGUUUUAGUUAACACUUGCUUUAUUUUGUUAUUACUCCCACCCCGUAACCCCCCCCCCCCCUCUAUAUCUCACUCUCUCUCCCCCCCUCUAUCCAUUCAUAAUAUUUGUUUGUUUCUCUGUAAAUUGCGAACUCAAUAAUAUUUUACUUUCAAAUUCUUCCAACUUUGUUUAUUCUAGCGUAAAAUGUUGCAGUAUUACAACUUCAUGUUUUUACCUCUUUCAUAAUGUUUGUACCUUUUUUCUUCCGACUUUCUGCUCCACUCCUCCCCUUUGCUCCCCCUCUCUCUUCCUUUCUCUCCCUUUCCACCCCCACCCCUCUCUCUAUCUGCCUCUCCUCUCCCUCUCUCUCCCUUUCCUUUCUUGCAUUCUUGUUCUAUCUCUGCUCUCCCCCCUUUCACUUCUGCUAAACCUACUCUCAUUAGUUUUGCUUGAUAAAUGUGACGUAUGUAUUUGUUAUGAAUAUUCUCAUUGUAUACUAUAUGAUAACGCCAACUGUUUAUAUUAAUUUUGAUCUAUUUAGGCAAGUUUUUUUUUUAAUAUUUUAAUAUCUUAAGCACUGUGUCAUUAUGCAAUUUAUUAUCAAAUAUUGUUGUACUUGUUUUGUAAAAUAUUCUGCAAUUCGGCCUUUAGCUGCGAAUGAAUUUUCAAUAAACCAUUACUAUUAAGCCU
Molecule: messenger RNA, 1772 nt
Organism: Lytechinus pictus (painted urchin)
Lineage: Eukaryota; Metazoa; Echinodermata; Echinoidea; Temnopleuroida; Toxopneustidae
Product: retinol dehydrogenase 8-like
Exons: 5
Coding region: 1-897 (298 amino acids)
Cellular component (GO): cytosol
Molecular function (GO): oxidoreductase activity
Source: RefSeq, a predicted model, not a curated record